AAGCAGCGCGCGCUGGAAGUUGGAGCGGAGUGUCUGUGGGGUAAAUGUCGGAGUGUUCGUGCCGAGUCACGGUCGGACUCUCCCCAGUAUUACAUAACCUCCGUCCGGCCGAGUAGCUCCACCCGGUUCUGCCGCCGCUUCGCCUCCGAACCGACGGACCAAGGCGCGACAGAGAUGGGUGAGAAGCAGGAGAAAAGCCCCGAAGGAGUGAAGUACUUCAGGCUGUCAGAGAUCGAGGAGCAGAACUCCUUCAAGUCCACCUGGAUCAUCAUCCACCACAAGGUCUAUGAUGUCACCAAGUUCCUGGACGAGCAUCCCGGAGGCGAGGAGGUUCUGAGGGAGCAGGCGGGGGCCAACGCCACGGAGAGCUUCGAGGACGUCGGCCAUUCCACCGACGCCAGAGAGAUGGCCGCCAGCAUGGUGAUCGGAGAGCUGCACCCGGACGACCGGCACAAGAUCGCCAAGCAUGUGGAAACGCUGGUUACCACGGAGAAGGAGGACGGCAGCUGGUGGUCCAACCUGAUCAUCCCCAGUCUGGCCGCCGGCAUCGUGACUCUGAUGUACCGCAUCUACACCACCGACGGCGAGUGACAUCGUCGUCUGAGCGCUGUGAUGUCAUCGUCCGCGGCGCUCGGUGCCGUGGCUCCGGCCAGCGUAGAGCGGCGGUUCUAGAGCGACGCCUGGCUGCUGUGGACCAACAUCACAUUCCCUCAGUCUGAUCUAGGAUCCACGGCUCUAUGCUGCGUCUCCAUGGCAACUCUGAAUUAAGCAGAAUUAA
Poecilia reticulata (guppy) is the source of this 778-nucleotide messenger RNA. It is a transcript of the gene cyb5a, whose product is annotated as cytochrome b5 type A (microsomal). Gene Ontology annotation, cellular component: intracellular membrane-bounded organelle; membrane. Lineage: Eukaryota; Metazoa; Chordata; Actinopteri; Cyprinodontiformes; Poeciliidae. The record is from RefSeq and is a predicted model, not a curated record. Gene Ontology annotation, molecular function: heme binding.